Penicillium expansum is the source of this 201-nucleotide messenger RNA. RefSeq lists its product as uncharacterized. The record is from RefSeq and is a predicted model, not a curated record. The transcript has 2 exons. Bases 1 to 201 code for a protein of 66 amino acids. Lineage: Eukaryota; Fungi; Ascomycota; Eurotiomycetes; Eurotiales; Aspergillaceae.
AUGACGAGACUAUACUCCGUAGAGACCAUUGGUCUAACCAAAUGGGCUGCAGUUCAAACCUUACGAUGCCAUACAGUUUCAAGUGACUGGCUCAACGUGUAUUCUAGCGGGACUAAGGGUCAAAACCCGUGCGCCAGUUGGGAGCUUCUAGCCUAUCAUCGUUGUCAUUGCUCCAGAUAUUUGACUUUGCGGUGGACAUGA